Tachyglossus aculeatus (Australian echidna) is the source of this 3193-nucleotide messenger RNA. It is a transcript of the gene ITIH2, whose product is annotated as inter-alpha-trypsin inhibitor heavy chain 2. The record is from RefSeq and is a predicted model, not a curated record. Gene Ontology annotation, biological process: hyaluronan metabolic process. The transcript has 21 exons. Gene Ontology annotation, molecular function: serine-type endopeptidase inhibitor activity. NCBI's taxonomy places the organism in Eukaryota, Metazoa, Chordata, Mammalia, Monotremata, Tachyglossidae. Bases 82 to 2928 code for a protein of 948 amino acids.
UCCCCAUCUCAUUCCCUGAACUUGGCUCAGUCAGGGAAGCACAGUAGCCCCAAGUUAGCCCGGGAGAGGUCAACCACAAACAUGAAACUCUGCAUCUGUUUCUUGGCCUUUGCUUUUCUUCCUGAGCUACACAGCCUGGAGGUCCCAACAAAUGCCCUUCCUGACUUUGUGGAGUAUGACGAUCUCCUGGAACUAGCCCCUGGCAAAUUUCAUAUAAUGUCAAGGAACCGAAGACACCAGAGAAGUGUAUCCAGUAGUCCUGAAUCUGAAGAAGAGCAGGUGGAUGGUGAUGACCAGAUAAUGCUUUACAGUUACAAAGUUCAUUCCACUGUGACUUCCCGUCUGGCCAACACCAUUGUGCAAAGCAAAGUGGUGAAUAACUCUCCCCGGUCCCAGAAUGUAGCAUUCGAUGUGCAGAUACCUCGAGGGGCCUUCAUUAGCAACUUCUCCAUGACUGUGAAUGGGGUGACCUUCACUAGCUCGAUCAAGGAGAAGUCUGUGGCCCGAGGCCUCUACGCACUGGCCCGAGCAAAAGACAAAAGCACUGGAUUGGUCAGGAGCAGCGGCGUGGAUAUGGAGAACUUUCAAACAACAGUGAUUGUGCCCCCGGGAGCCAAGGUGCAGUUUGAAAUUCAUUACCAAGAAGUGAAAUGGAGGAAACUGGGUGCCUAUGAGCACAAGGUGCACCUGAAGCCUGGCCAGCUGGCCAAACAUCUAGAGGUAGAUAUCCACAUUGUUGAACCGCAAGGCCUUCGUUUUGUCCAUGUUCCACACGCACUUGGGGAUCAAUUUGAAGGAAUCGCAACUAUAUCUCAAGGCGACAAGAAGGCCCACGUUUCCUUCAAACCAACCGUGGCCCAGCAACGAAAAUGUCCCACCUGUCCCCAGACCUCAGUAGAAGGAGAGUUUGUGGUCAAGUACGAUGUGGCGAGAGAGAAGAAAGCUGGGGAACUGGAGAUUUUUAACGGAUAUUUUGUUCACUUCUUUGCUCCGGAAAACCUGGAUCCAAUUCCUAAAAACAUCCUCUUUGUCAUUGAUGUCAGUGGCUCAAUGUGGGGAGUUAAGAUGAAGCAAACUGUUGAAGCCAUGAAGACAAUAUUGGAUGACCUGCGAGCUGAAGACCAAUUCUCCGUUGUUGAUUUCAACCACAAUGUCCGAAGUUGGAAAGAUAAUUUAGUUCCAGCCACUGACUUGAUGACUACCGAUGCCAAGAAGUACAUUGAGAAAAUCCAGCCCAACGGAGGUACAAACAUCAACGAGGCCUUGCUGAGAGCCAUCUUCAUUUUGCGUGAAGCCAGCAACCUGGGUUUGUUGGAUCCCAACUCUGUCUCGCUGAUCAUCUUAGUUUCUGAUGGAGAUCCCACAGUAGGCGAGCUGAAACCGACCGUGAUCCAGAAGAAUGUGAAGAAAAACAUGCGGGACAAUAUCUCUCUGUUCAGCUUGGGGAUAGGAUUUGAUGUAGACUAUGAUUUCUUGGAGAGACUGUCCCGUGAAAACCAUGGAAUGGCCCAGAGGAUUUAUGGAAAUCAGGACACUUCUUCCCAGCUCAAGCAAUUCUACAACCAGGUCUCCACCCCUCUGCUCCAAAAUGUCCAGUUCAACUAUCCCCAGGAAUUCGUGACAGAUGUCACCCAGAACAGCUUCCAUAACUACUUUGGUGGUUCGGAGAUCGUGGUAGCGGGCAAAGUCGACCCCAGGAAACUGGACCAGGUGGAGAGCGUCAUCACAGCCACCUCGGCCAGCACAGAGCUGAUCAUGGAAACCUUGGCUGAAACAGAUGGAUUAGAUGACUUCCUGGCAAAGUCCAAGUAUGCAGAUCCUGAUUUCACCAAGAAAUUGUGGGCUUACCUCACCAUCAACCAGCUCCUCGCCGAGCGAAGCCUGGCAACCACAGCUGCUGACAAAAGGAAAAUCACAAAAACUAUCCUCCAGAUGUCCCUGGAGCACCAUAUCGUGACUCCGCUGACUGCCAUGGUGAUUGAGAACGCAGCCGGGGACGAGAGAAUGCUGGCGGACUCUCCCCUGGACCACAAGUGCUGCCCAGGAGUCGUAAGCCCUGGCGUUAAGACUGCUAAGAAUUCCAUCCCACCAUGGGCUAGGCCCACACCAACACAAGAGGAGCCAAUGAAUGUGAAGCAAGCUGCAGUGCUGAUGGCUACCUCUCCCCCUCAUGUAAUGAGAGUUGAAAAUGACCCCCACUUCAUUAUUUACCUGCCAAAGAGCCAAAGGAACAUUUGCUUCAACAUCGACUCAGAACCUGGCAAAAUCCUCAACUUGGUUUCUGAUCCAGGUUUAGGGAUUGUGGUCAAUGGGGAGCUUGUUGGAGCCAAGGUGCGGAAGAAUCAGAAGCUAAGCACCUACUUUGGAAAACUGGCCUUUUAUUUCCAAAGCCAAGGGGUCAAAGUGGAAGUCAGCACAGAGAUGAUAACACUCAAGCAAGGAUCUCACACCACCAUUUUGCUGUGGUCAGACACAGCUCAAAUCACCGACAAGAGGCUGAUUGUUUCUGUGAGAAAAGAGAAGAGUAUGAAAAUCAUCUUGGAUAGAGAAAUGUCUUUCUCCAUUUUGCUUCACCGUGUUUGGAAGAAACAUCCCAUCAACGUGGACUUCCUGGGCAUUUACAUCCCGCCCACCAACAAAUUCUCCUCCAGUGUACAUGGACUAAUAGGUCAAUUUAUCCCUGAGCCAGAAGUUCUUAUCUACAAUGAGAGGCCCGGCAGGGAUCCAAAGAAGCCAGAAGCCAGCAUGGAUGUGAAAGGACACAAGCUGACUGUCACCAGAGGCCUGCAGAAGGACUACAGGACGGAUAUAAUACUGGGAACAGAUGUUCCCUGCUGGUUUGUGCACAACAAUGGGAAAGGAUUCAUUGAUGGGCAUUACAAAGAUUACCUUGUCCCACAGCUCUACAGCUUCCUUAAACGCCCUUGAUAGCUUGCACACACCAAUGUCCUCUUCUAAAAACCAGGUUUUGCCAUUUGGUGAAACAAAGCCAGUAAGUCCAAGAGAAAAUGAGUUCUUCCCCAGUGAGGGCCUAAGGUUUGGGAGUCCCAAAUGAAGCAUCUAGCUUUGUGUUUUUGGAUGAGGAUUGUUUUACACCUAAUUAUGAUAGAGUGAGAUGUAUUGGACAUAUUCACUUGUUCAGCCUUGGAAAUCUCUAUUUCAAUAAACUGAACUGACUAAAGUUUAGUACAAA